This is a messenger RNA of Diprion similis, 1470 nucleotides long. Its product is annotated as zinc finger protein OZF-like. NCBI's taxonomy places the organism in Eukaryota, Metazoa, Arthropoda, Insecta, Hymenoptera, Diprionidae. Bases 105 to 1394 code for a protein of 429 amino acids. The record is from RefSeq and is a predicted model, not a curated record. The transcript has 5 exons. Gene Ontology annotation, biological process: regulation of transcription by RNA polymerase II. Gene Ontology annotation, cellular component: nucleus; chromosome. Gene Ontology annotation, molecular function: RNA polymerase II transcription regulatory region sequence-specific DNA binding; chromatin insulator sequence binding; DNA-binding transcription factor activity, RNA polymerase II-specific.
UUGCUGCAGCAUGCACGCAGCAUGCUUCAAUGGAGGAUUGGAGGAAAGCGUUUUUGGUCAAAGAAAAUUGAAAGAAUAUUCUAGAUCAGGAAUUCGAUUUUUGAAUGAUUUCAAAUGGGGUAAGGUUUUCAUCUGCUGAAAUGAACGAUGUCUGCACAACUAUGCCUUUAGAAAAUACACCCAAUUCGGAGCAAAGUGUCAUGCCCCUGAAUGGGAAUGAAGAAAGUGAUUCUUUAGAACCUGCGAAAUGCCACAAAUGCAAUCAUUCUGGUUGUGGCGCUACUUUUUUACGUCCUUCACGACUAGCCAGACAUCUUAGGCAGCACACCGGUGAAAGGCCUUUCAAGUGCGAUUAUGAUGGCUGCGACAAGGCAUACACAAAUAAAUCACACCUUGUACGCCACAGCCAAACUCACAGCAUGGUUAAGCAGUCAUUUCAAUGCUCUAAGUGUUCUUUGAUCCUCAGUAAUCGUCAGAAUUUAAAACGGCACUACGAUCGUGUUCAUACAGAGAAUAGCAGAUUUUUCUGCAAAGAAUGUGGGAUAAAUUUUCUCAAGGAACAAAAGUAUAAAGAACAUGAGGCUUCGCAUAGCGGUGUUGCAUUGUACAAAUGCAAAGUAUGCUUUAAGGAAUAUGUAGCAUUGAAAACCUUGAAAAAGCAUGAAAUGACGCAUAAGAGUAAGAAGCAAUAUUCAUGUCCAGUUUCUGGUUGCUCGGAAGUAUUUGAAAAAUGGUCUUUACUUUGCACACAUAAAAAAACCUUGCACACAAGUGAAUACAAAUGCAAUGAUUGUGGAAAAGUGUUUUUGAACAAGACUCAAUUAAAAUCGCACUCGGUCCUCCAUCACGAUGAUCGGACGGUUGUACCAUGUCCGUACGAUAAGUGUCCUCGGUUUUAUUUCUUCCAACGUAAUCUGAAUCAUCACAUUCGCACUAAUCAUCUGGGCAAAAAAUAUCACUGCGAUAUUUGUGACACAAGGUUUUCAAGCAAGCAGAAGAUCGCGGAGCACAUGACUAAAAUUCAUCUAUCGAAAAAGAAGAAGAGAAAAAAGGCAAUCACUAAAUCAGAGCGAAAAAAGCGAAAGGAUGCUGGGGUGGCUAAAAAGAGUAUGCUGGCCAAAUUAACCGGAUUAGAUUUACCCCACGCUAUCGAGAAAGAGCUCUUGAACAGAAAAACCAGGAUUCAAGUAACCGAGGAGGAUUCUGUCCAGCAUCAAGAGAAUCGAAUUGAAACUGUUCAGGGGAUGGGAGAAACGAUUCAAAUGUCGACAAACGAAUGUAAAAUGGUAACAAAUGGUUUAUCGCAAAGUGCAAGUACAGAGACAGAAAGUAAAACUGAAACAAGAAGAAUGAAUACUGAUACCGUUCAUAAAGACCAGCUUGAAAUCUCCUAAAGUAUUAGUGAACUAGUUGAUUGCGAUUCGGAAACCUAAUGUAAAAAUCGCAAAAAAAAUAAAUAAAUAAAACAAA